AUGUUAUGGAACCAUAUGAAGGAAAAGGGUUUUAAAUUCCUUUUAACUAACAGGAUAAAUCAAGAUUGUCUUGAAAAUUUUUUUAGUGUACUACGAAGUUCAGGGGGAAAUAAUGACACUCCAAGUUCAUAUAAAAUUAAAACCUUAAUAAAAAAUGCUCUGUGUAACAAUCUCAUGAAAAAUAAUGUUAAAGGAAACUGCAUAGAUGAUAACACCCCAAUACUGCAAUAUUUGAAGAUCUGUGACUUAGAAACUAAACUUAAUAAAAGUGAUUUUGAAAAUAAAGAUACUGUUAAUUUAGAUUGCCCUGCGAAAGAUGAGGAACAGGUCCAAGAAUUUUUUGAAAAUCUUUUAGAAGGUCCAGUUGAUAAUUCACCAGUAGAUUUGAUAAUUGAUGAACCUGAAGAUGAUGAAUCCCUUAAAGUAAUUCAGGAAUUUGUUUCAAGCUUCAACCCAAAUAAUGAUGAUAAUGUUGCGACAGAACCAGUAGUGACAAAAUCUAUUCAAGAUUUCAUUUGUAAUUUUGAUCCCUUUGCUCCUGACAAUAGUAGUGACACACCUAAAGACAAUAUAUCUGAUUAUAGGCACAAUUUGAUAGAGAAAAAUGCAGUAACUUACAUAGCAGGAUAUGUAUGCCAUAAACUUCUCAAACAUCACAAGUGUGAUGCAUGUAAAUCAGUACUUAUCUGUGAAGAUGGAGAAGAUUUUGAUUCAAAUAAUUUGACCUUGUUUCUGGGAAAUAAAGAUAUGGAAAAAAGAAGAUGGCUAUGGUAUCCAAGUACUAUUAUAACUAACAUUAUUAAUGAUUAUGAAUCUGCAUUUCAAAGUAAUAUUGUAGAGUUAAUAAUAAAAGACAAUGUAAAACAUAAUUUAACUCAAGUUAUUAAACAGAUUAAUGUAGAUAACCUCAACGUUUGUGAUGGUGUUGUAGAUAAAGUGAUAGACAUAUUUUUAAAAAUGCGUAUAUAUUAUUAUGUUAAAUUUCUCAACAGAACAUUAAGGAAAAGAAAACAUAGUGGUGGUAAUUACUCAGGUCCCCGUAAAAAUAGAAAACUAACAAAGAUUUCACAUAUUUGAUAUAAUUUGACUAAAGUUCAUGUUAUAGAAUAGUCUAUGCAAUGUAAUUUUUUUUUUUUUUUUUUUUGGUCAUAAAGAUAUUAAAAUAAUAUAUUUCUCAGGAGCUGACAUAUUUGGCGUUAGGAACAUGUUUAGUGGUAUGUAUUAUAUUUAACUUUUAUUUAACUUGUAAGUGCAUGAAUAUUUCAGCAUGUUUGCAUACCUGAGUAGCAUUACAGGCGUAUACUGCUUCAGCAUCUUAUUUUGUUAGAGUGUUCCUUGUCUUCUUAUUUUUUCUAUUUCCUAAAUAUAGACUAACAUUUUACAGUAUUGAUAUAAUGUACUUGUUUGUAUUUGUAUUUUCAUGUACAUUCAAUGUGUGUUUACUAUCUGUGCUUUCUAUGUUUGCAUGCUUGCUUUGUCUUAUGUUUGCACUAUGUAUUUAAUUCUUGAAGAAAACCCUUUUUUUAGUAUUAUGUUUUCUCAUUUUUAUGAUUAUAGAGUUUAUUUACAUGUAAUUCAUCAUGCAAUUUUGGAGUGCUUGUAUGUUAUUUUUUUUUUACAAUUUUUAUAUGUGCAAUAUUAUUUACUGAGUUAUUUUUUUCUUAUUUAUGUAUAAUUUAUUAAAGUUCAUUUGCAUGUGAUUUAUCUUGCAUUUUUGGUGUGCUUGUAUGCUACCUUGUUUCUGUUUCCAACCCCCUUUUGAUUAUUUUUGUGUGAUACAAUUUAGUCAGUUAUUUUGUUCCUUUUGUUUGUAUAUUUAUGCAUUUAUUAGUUUAUAUUACUAAAGAGUAUACAUGAGUGCAUUAUGCAUUUCCGUUUCAAUAAAAAAAUAAAUUACAAUUGUGUUUUAUAUACACCUAA
Macrobrachium nipponense is the source of this 1920-nucleotide messenger RNA. RefSeq lists its product as uncharacterized. The coding region runs from base 1 to 1077 and encodes 358 amino acids. The transcript has a single exon. Lineage: Eukaryota; Metazoa; Arthropoda; Malacostraca; Decapoda; Palaemonidae. The record is from RefSeq and is a predicted model, not a curated record.